UUUUUUAACUGUCAAAAUACAUUUUUCUCGUUCGUAAUGCUUUUUUUUCGACCGAAUUUGCUUUCGGUUUUAAGGCCAUACUCGCGAUGCUUCACUCUAUACAAAUGAGCGCAAGUUUUAAUUGAUACGUGUGCGAUGAAUCACGAGAAAAACCAUUCACAGUGCCACCUGAGUUGACUAACGCUCAACUACAACCGCGCACUCGAGCCUUAUAUAAAAGAGCAUUUUUUUCAAUCCACUUCCCAGUUACACACGUUCCUGGUGGAAUUGCAAUGAACGCAGUCGGCGCUUUAAAGAUUCUUUUUCUCGUUGCUUUCCUCGCAGUCGGGGAAGCAGCUGGAGCUCGAUACCGGCGCUUGGUAGGCGCACAACCCACGGCCAUAGAAAAUGUGCCGUACUACGCGUCAUUGAGGUACGAGAAUUAUCACAUAUGCGGAGGCGCAUUGAUAAGUCCGAGGCACGUUGUCACCGCCGCGCACUGCGUGGCGGAGCUUUUCUCCGAGCCUUACGAAGAUUUGACGGUGGUCACGGGCUCCGAUAUUUUGGCUGGAGGAACUCCGAGUAAAGUUAGAAGCGUCGAUUACCACGAAGGAUUCAAGAAUGGGCUUGAGUCCGUGUGGAAAAACGACGUGGCUGUUUUGACUCUGCUCACUGACCUCGACGUGAACGAGAAACAAAUGCCAGUGGAUUUGCCCGAGUCAGAGCCCCGGAUUAACGCAACCGGAAUCGUCAGCGGAUUCGGUCGUACCCAAUCCGAAAAUCCGUUUCUGUCCAAAGACCUCCGCAACUUCGAGACGACUCUGUGGCCGCGCGAGCCGUGCCAAAAGCUCAUAAAAAAUGCAGAAAUACUGGAAAAUCAAAUCUGUGGAGUUCAGCAAAAAGGCAUCGGUUUGUGCAAGGGUGACAGUGGCGGACCGCUUGUCCAGGAUGGAAAACUCGUGGGCAUAGCCUCGUGGAAUAUUCCAUGUGGUUUGGGAUUUCCCGACGUCUACACCAACGUCUACAGAUACGUCGAUUUCAUACGAAAGAAGACACAAAGUGGGCUCGUUCCGGAUGGAGCUUGACGAACACUUUUUCCCUCGCUUUCUUCCCCUUCCUCUCUGUGAAUAAAGAAUUUAAGAGUUGAUA
Molecule: messenger RNA, 1128 nt
Organism: Venturia canescens
Lineage: Eukaryota; Metazoa; Arthropoda; Insecta; Hymenoptera; Ichneumonidae
Product: trypsin-6-like
Exons: 4
Coding region: 273-1064 (263 amino acids)
Biological process (GO): proteolysis
Molecular function (GO): serine-type endopeptidase activity
Source: RefSeq, a predicted model, not a curated record